GCAUAGCCCACUACAAGGUGCUGGCAAAGCUGGCCAGCGGCCUGCACAAGCCGCGGCAGCAGACCAUCGUCCCGUCAUCCAGCGUGCGCGCCCUGUUGGACCCCCUGCCCAUUGGGAAGCUGCGGCAGCUGGGCGGAAAGUUUGGGGACGCGCUGGCGCAGCGCCUCGCGGGCGGCGGCCCCGGCCCCGACGGCUGGCGGCCGCCCGCCACGGUGGGUGACCUGGCGGCGGUGCCCCUGGCUCGCCUAGUCAGCUGGGUCGGGGACGAGGCGGGCGCGUGGCUGUUCCGCCUGGCGCGGGGCGUGGACGACGACGGCGUGAAGCCCCGCACCCUGCCCAAGAGCGUGUCCUGUGGCAAGACCUUCAGGGGGGGCAGCGCGCUGAGGGACCUGGAGGCCACGCACUCGUGGCUGCUGCAGGCAAGGGCUGGGUCCAGCUUCAAACAGCAGCAGCAGCAGCAGCAGCAGCAGCAGCAGCAGGCGGCGGGCGUGGACUGGCGCGGCUCCGGCGCGGCCGUCAGCCGCAGCGCGCAGAUGGGGCGCCCGGAGGCCGCCCCACUCGCGGCCGCGGCGCUGGCGCUGGUCCGCAAGUGGGCCGCGGAGCAGGGCGGCGCCGGGUGGCGGCUGGAGAGCCUUUUCAUGACGGCCAGCAACUUCCAGGCGGCACCCACGGGCGCGUCGACGCUGCAGCGCUUCCUCGUGCCGCGGCCGGAUCCCUUGGGUAGCGGCGCCUCCGCCGCCGCGUCAUCGGGCGCGGCCGUGAGCAGCGAUGACGGCGGCGCGGGCGCGGCCGCGAGCCCGGGGAAGCAGCCGCGCGGGGGCGACGCCGAGGCUGGAGCGGGUCGCGGUGGGUUGCGCAAGCGGCGGCGCGGCGCGGCGGCUGCGGGUAGGGGGCAGGCGGGUAUUCAGCGGUUCAUGGCCGCACGGCAGCAGGAGGACGUGGAUUGCGACGGCGACAGCCGACAACAGCAGCGGCAGCAGCGGGAGCAGCAGCGGGAGCAGCAGCAGCAGCAGGAAGAGCAGCAGCAGGCGCCUGUGUUGGAGGAGGAGGAGGACGACCACGACAACGAGGAGCAUUGGGAGGACCGGGAGGAUGAGUGUGGUGUCGAGGAGGCGGACGGCGUACCGUGUGACGCAGCAGCCGCUGGCGCCGCGUCCGCGUGCGGCAGCCAGGAGGCGCUGGUCGCGUCCCUCAGGGGCUGGCUGGACAGCCAGCAGGCGCUGCUGAGUCAGAGCCAGCAGCAGCAGCAGCAGGGGCGCCCCUCCGCUGACCCUGGGUGA
Monoraphidium neglectum is the source of this 1280-nucleotide messenger RNA. RefSeq lists its product as hypothetical. The annotation marks the transcript as partial. Gene Ontology annotation, molecular function: DNA-directed DNA polymerase activity; damaged DNA binding. The transcript is spliced from 6 exons. Gene Ontology annotation, biological process: response to radiation; error-prone translesion synthesis. The record is from RefSeq and is a predicted model, not a curated record. NCBI's taxonomy places the organism in Eukaryota, Viridiplantae, Chlorophyta, Chlorophyceae, Sphaeropleales, Selenastraceae. Gene Ontology annotation, cellular component: replication fork; site of double-strand break; nucleus.